Geosmithia morbida is the source of this 885-nucleotide messenger RNA. Its product is annotated as 2-keto-4-pentenoate hydratase/2-oxohepta-3-ene-1,7-dioic acid hydratase (catechol pathway). Lineage: Eukaryota; Fungi; Ascomycota; Sordariomycetes; Hypocreales; Bionectriaceae. The transcript has 4 exons. The record is from RefSeq and is a predicted model, not a curated record. Gene Ontology annotation, molecular function: acetylpyruvate hydrolase activity. Bases 1 to 885 code for a protein of 294 amino acids.
AUGGGUUCCAUACCAGCUACUUGGGACCGGUUUGUCCUAUUCGAAUCCGCCGAUGGAAAAGAGCUGUGCGGUGAGCCGGUUGACAAGGAUGUCGAUGUUGGCGAGGCCGUGGCUGCCGGAGAGACAGUCAUGGUCAACGUGCUAGACGUUUCAUCUGCCCUUUCUGAGGGCGGCAGGCCAACAGGGGAGACUGCGUCGAUCCACAAGCUUCUCUCCCCCAUUCGACCCUCCGAAGUCGGAACUGUCAGGUGCGUCGGCCUCAACUUCAAAGACCACGCCGCCGAACUGCAGUGCCCCCUCCCUGAUAUCCCAGAAGUCUUCUUCAAGCCGUCCAACACGAUAACGAACCCUUCAUCACCCAUAAUCCUCCCGUCGUGCGCUCCCUCCGCCGUAGACGCAGAGGUAGAGCUGGCGGUUAUCAUAGGCCGAGACUGUCGCAACGUGUCCGUGGCCGAGGCACCGGCGUAUAUCCUUGGAUACACGGCUGCCAACGACGUGACGGCUCGAGAUGUGCAGAAGCAGACAUCGCAGUGGGGGUUCAGCAAGAGCUUUGACGGGUUCUGCCCUCUGGGUCCAUGCAUCGUUAGAGCUAGUGCCAUGUGCAGUGCCGUGAGCGGCGUGGGGCUGAAAUCGGUACUCGAUGGCGAGGUGCUGCAGGACGGGUCGACCGAUGAGUUCAUCUUCUCAGUUGGCGAGAUUGUGGCGCAUCUGUCAAGGGAUACAACACUGCCGAGGGGGACUGUGAUUCUCACAGGUACGCCGUCGGGAAUCGGUCACAGCAAGAAGCCGCCUAGGUAUCUCAAGCCUGGAUGCGAUCUGUCUGUCUCCAUCACGCCGAGUAUUGGUACACUGAGAAACAAGGUUGUUUCCAGUUCCAAAGUAUAG